AUGAAGUUCUCAACCCUCAUCCCCGUGGCCAUGAGCCUCGGCCUCGCCAUUACCGCACCCAUCGAGCCCACGCUGGUGCCGUACGAAUCCGAUGUCACGACGGACGGCAACCCGACCACAAUGGAGACCACAAUGGAAACCACAGGAUCACCAAUGACGACCGGGGAUACCACUUCGCCAAUGACGACGGGAGAGACCAGCCCGAUGACGACUGGCGAGACCACACCGAUUACUACUGGCGAGACCACACCGCUGACCACUGGCGAGACCACGCCAAUCACCACGGGAGAAACCACACCAGUUACUACUGAGGAGACGGCGCCGGCUACCUAUGGAGGAACGACGCCGAUUACGACUGGAGAGACCACGCCUAUCACCACCGGAGAAACCACACCAAUUACCACUGGAGAAACGACGCCGAUUACCACUGGUGAGACGAAUCCAAUUAUGACUGGAGAGACCAGUCCAAUUACUACUGGGGAAACGAUGCCGACUACCUAUGGAGGAACGACUCCAAUUACGACUGGUGAGACGACUCCAAUUACCACUGGAGAGACCACUCCAAUUACCACUGGAGAAACGACCCCAAUCACUACUGGAGAGACCACAUCGCCGAUGACCACUGGAGGAACUGAGUCUUCGACCUUAUCAUCAUUGCCCCCAUCCACUACUGGGGAGAUGACAUCGCCUAUGACGACUGCAGACACCACCUCGCCUAUGACCACAGGGGAGACCACUUCGCCAAUGCCGACCGGAGAGACCACAUCACCCAUGCCGACGGGAGAAACGACCGCAAUGCCUACCGGAGAAACCACCAUGCCAGGCUACCCCACCACCACCCCAACCUACCCCUCACCCACCGGCGUCCCCUGCGCCGACAACGGCGCCCUCCUCUGCAACGGCCGCAAGGAGUUCGGGCUCUGCAGGAAGGGCCAGGUCGAGUUCCAGCCCGUGCCGAAAGGCACGAAGUGCAAGCACGGACAGCUCGUCGGGGCGAAGGGCAAUAAGAAGAUGGACCAGCCGGCGCCGAUGGAGACUUAUGCUACUGCGUAA
This is a messenger RNA of Saxophila tyrrhenica, 1053 nucleotides long. RefSeq lists its product as uncharacterized. Bases 1 to 1053 code for a protein of 350 amino acids. The transcript has a single exon. NCBI's taxonomy places the organism in Eukaryota, Fungi, Ascomycota, Dothideomycetes, Mycosphaerellales, Extremaceae. The record is from RefSeq and is a predicted model, not a curated record.